This is a messenger RNA of Plasmopara halstedii, 1008 nucleotides long. Its product is annotated as pectin methylesterase. The record is from RefSeq and is a predicted model, not a curated record. Gene Ontology annotation, molecular function: pectinesterase activity. Lineage: Eukaryota; Oomycota; Peronosporomycetes; Peronosporales; Peronosporaceae. The transcript has a single exon. Gene Ontology annotation, biological process: cell wall modification. The coding region runs from base 1 to 1008 and encodes 335 amino acids.
AUGUUUGGUCUACCACUCGCAGUGUUUGCUACGCUUGUAACACCUCUAUUAGCUGGUUGCGAUGGUCCUCAAGCAAGAACAUCUCCUGCUGAUCAUGAACAUUGGAUUGUUGUUGAUAAGUCGGGUGCAUAUCCUGGAAGUUACAAGACGGUCGAAGAGGGUAUUGCUCAGCUAAAUGAGAAAAAAUCAAACCUCUUCAUCUUCCCGGGUGCGUACUGUGAACAAGUCGUCAUUCCUAAGGACUUGGAUCGAGUGUCUGUCCAAGGAUACACAUGUGAUACGACCAAAUAUCGAGAAAACACAGUGACAAUCACCCAAGCCAAAGCACAACGUGACCUAUCUAAAGAUGAAAAGAAUCAAAACUUUCAGACUAGCACAAUUGGAAUCAAAGCCAAUCAAGUCAAGUUAUACAACAUUAACGUGGCCAAUACUGCUGGUCGAAUUCCAGUGAAUGGACAAGGAGUAGCGGUCUUCGCAGGAGGCAAUGACCAUGGCUUUUACGGCUGCAGCUUUACAGGAUACCAGAAUACACUGGCUGCUAACAAUGGUCGUAUUCUUAUUGCUGGGUCACACAUCAGUGGAGCUGUUGACUUUAUCUUUGGUCAAUAUGGCAUGCUGUGGUCCGAAAAGUGCAACAUUGAGGUCGUUGGCGAUGGCUGGAUCACUGCCAAUGGUAACAAAGAUGACGAUGUCGAGUCGGAAUUCGUUUUCAAUCGCGCAGAUGUGAACGGCAAGGGCCACGCUUUCUUAGGUCGUCCGUGGCAGAAAUAUUCGCGUUGUGUGUGGCAAAAUAGUUACCUGGACGACAUUGUGGAUCCAGAAGGAUGGUCGGAGUGGAAUGGCGGGCCGACAGAUAAUGUUUACUUUAAGGAAUUCAAGAACAAAGGCCCUGGUGCUAACACCGACAAACGCGUGCCUUUUAGCGGUCAAUUGGACAAAGCUGUAAAAGUCGAAGAUAUUCUUGGCGAUGUCGAAGGAGAUUUCUUUUACGAUAGUAGCUUUAUGUAA